This is a messenger RNA of Dinoponera quadriceps, 5004 nucleotides long. RefSeq lists its product as uncharacterized. The transcript is spliced from 9 exons. The coding region runs from base 1652 to 3805 and encodes 717 amino acids. NCBI's taxonomy places the organism in Eukaryota, Metazoa, Arthropoda, Insecta, Hymenoptera, Formicidae. The record is from RefSeq and is a predicted model, not a curated record.
AAUAACAUUUCAGCGUACAAUAAAUAAUGGCCGUGAGCGGAGAAGAGAGAUGACAAAUUCGCGCGUCACGCGUAACAAUAUAAAGUCGCGAGUGUUCUUAUUAUUGUCGCGUUUUCUCGAACGGGAACAAGCACUACUUCCGCGCGACGCCGCGUUCCGUUCGCUUUUGAUAUCGAGAUCGGCGCGAGAAUUGAAAGCGCCUUACGUCAAGCUGCCGUUGCAUCGUGGACACUGAAUUUGUCCCUCUGCGCGAUUGCUCACCGAACAAAGGAGAAUGCAGCCCGCGACAGGAGAACGAUGUGAACGUUCAGCGUGUCAACCGUAACCUAUGAAUCGUCCUUUUAAUCAAGUCUCCUUCGUAUCGCACGUCGUCUCGCGCGGGCAGCGACAAAUUACGUUUAUCCGGUGAAACGACAAAUUUCUAUUAGCGGCCGUCAGAUUUCCGUGCGAGUGAAAAAUUAUGGAGCUUAGGUGAGAGAGCAGCCGGAUAUACACGAUAUGAAUAUUCCCAGCAUCGCGAGCGAGAGAACGGUUCCAGAAUCAUCCCGAAAAAUUCCACCCGAAAUGCAAUCAUGCAGAUUAAACGAUUCGGAAAGCAGACCGAACGUCACGCUGAAAAGUAUUGUUGCCUGUCAAUGUGAAUUUUUUCUCGUUCGUAGUUCUAGCGUUGUACGUAGCAUGACCUUUCCGUCAAUGCACGAGUAUGUGGUCAGUCACGAAAAGGUUGCAAGAAAGUAAAGAUAGAAGGUCGUGAGAAGUCAGACACACAGGUGUUCUAUAGUGCCGUUAAUAAUAUCAUUAUCAAUAUUAUUAUGGGAAGAUAAAAUUGUCUAUGUAUCGUCUAUAUAAUCGUAUAUCGCGAAUGUACUGACGUUUUUUUGGAUAAAAAUGUGAAGACAGCCUGCAAUCAAUCAAUAAAUAGCCAUAAAAUGAACGUGAUGAUAUUGUGAAAAAAUGUGGUGAGAUGAAAAAUUAUGUAUUGAUGGAAGGGAUAAUGUUAUAUCAGGAGGAAGAGUUCGUCUCCAAAUAUUUAUUUUUGGAUUUUUACGUUAGGUCGCGUUCAGAAUUUGUAUUCCAGCUUUUCGGAUGAUGUUGCAUUUCUAAAUAUGUUUUAACACGAUCGAAAAAAUUUCCGAUUGAGAACUGAGUCAUUGAUUCCGCUUAGAAAUCGGACAGGAGUUGGACAUGGCGGAAACGAAAUGCCUCACGUUAAAGUCCGAAUUAGAUUACGUGAUGGAUGUCUGCCGGAAAGGGCAAAUGGAAGCGAGAGGGAGCAAAGGAACAUCCGAUACUCCGCAUGAACAAAUGAUACCGUUGUCCAAAGGCUCCAGAUCCUCCGUCGAAUAUCGUAAUUGUAAAUUCGAGUUCGCAGCUACCGAUGAAACUCCAACAGACUGUAACAGACCUCCGAAAGCUUCGUAACGUUGAACGCUGAAGGCCGACGAAAAUUCAGACAACGUUCUUUGCUAAGCAGCUUGUACAUCUAAAUAUUUAUAUUUCCGUAGAUACUGCUCUGAAUCUAAAAUCCGCGCGAUUUUCGCCCAGAAGAAACACCAAUGGCGACGAUGUCGCUAAAUGCGAAAUUUUGAACGAGGAAACGCAAAAAGGAGUAUUAAACGUCACGAUUACACCGAAGACCCAGUUAGAUAAGAUGCUUCCUCCCGCGAUAACGACAGUGCCAGUUCAGAAUAAAACUAUGGAAGCGAGUACGAGCAGAGAAUACAAACGGCCGCUCUCCUCCUACCCGGAACACGUGCACGAAUAUUUACAAUCUAUGCUGAGCGUCGAAGGCUCCGUCGAGGGAUUAAUAUCGAAAACGGACGAAGACUAUUUCGGUGCGGUACCGAGUUGCGUGAGAGAGGAUGAACUGGAAUUGAAUCUAGACACGUCGGAGGAUACAGAAGCCAGACAAGCGGCGAACAAGUGUAGACACGCGUCGGGAACGCCAAGGAACGAAAUAAAUUCCACCUGCAAGACGGACGAAGCCGCACCGAAGAUUCGGAAGAAGAGAGGAAAAUUACGGAGUUCCGUCUCCAGGAGCACGGUUACGACCAAGGACACGUGUCUCUUAGGCAGGAAGGAAGCGAAGAGACGCAGGAACCGAGGUCGUGGCGUUGCUCGUCAACAGUCCGCCUUGCUGAAGGCGAGAAAGUCCAAUGAAGUCGUGGAAAUUUUUCAUAACACUGCGUUAAAGAGCAGCAACUCCAGAGUCUCCGCCAAGUAUUCUAAACUUGGCCGCGGGGCGAAGCAUGCGAAGAAGCAGAACCCUGCUGAAACGGUUACUCAGAAGACGAGAGAGAAAUUGUAUUCUGAACGUUUUGAACACGUUACUCGUGGACAUCAAUUCCGCAGUAAUGAAAAGCAGAGUCUUGAGACUGCGUUGAGUAAUCGUAAAAAUAAUCCGAGAGUAACAGCCGACAGUAUUCAGGAGCAAAAUAAAUCGGGAAAGCGGUUGAACGAUCUCUCUCCUGAAACGUUAAAUCGCGAAAGCAAUCCAAGUCCUAGAGUAACAGCCGACAGCAGCGAUCAAAAGCAACGUGACUCGGAGAAGCGUCCGGACGAUUCACUGAUGCGGCGCAAGACGUAUCAACGCGAGCACACUGCGUGCAGCGGGUUUAACGCUCCGAUGUCUACUCAUAAUUACGAGAUGCCGACUGUAGCUUCGAAGUUGAAGCGCUCGAGUAGGUCGUACUUCGGCAGGUUCAACUUCCGCAAUAUACCGUUCGUGGUGAGCACCUCGGUGACUCCGAGUCAUAAUCUCGGGCUGAACAUUCAACAAGUUCUGAGCAUAAUGAAGACGAGGCAAUCGACCGACAUCGCUCCUUUCUUCAUACGAAAAGUUAGCAGAAGUGCGAGACCAGUGUCGACAUUUCUGGAGCAGAUGAGCGUGCGGUGCGUCAAGUCGAUUUUCGACCUCGAGUCAUCGACGACCGGCCGGCUCCACGACAAGGAGAGCUCGAACGUCAAGCGAGACGGCGGAUCGUCCGUGUUUGAGCUGCGACACGUGGGAAAGGUGCAGAGCGUUCACACGGCGGGAUCCAGCGUCGCGCGAACGAUUCCCGGGUUGUUUUGCGAGGAGAAGGGCGAUUUUUGCGAGGAAUACAGAAUGAAGCAACGGCGCUCUCUCGUUGCGAACAGGAGGAGCAGCACGCUGGCGUACGCGAGAAAUCAGCAGCGAAUCUCGCGAGUGUCGCUGAGCAAGGAGGAGGACAUUGGCGAUCAUAAAAUGCACAUCACCGACUCGCAUCAUUCCAAGGAGAUACACGAUGUUCUGGUUAAUCUUCGCGAUCAAUUCGAAGAGAUGAACACGCGAUACGAGAAAUUGCAGUCGGAAGUGGAAAAUUCCGACGACGCGACUCUACCGGGAGAACUGUCCACCUUGGAGAAGGAGCUGCACGUGAAGGAAGAGGAAAUCGUCGCCGUUAUCGAUCUCUACAAAGAAGUGAGAGUUGUUAUGAAUAUAUAUACAUUCGCGGUACGCGAUGCGUUUCGCAGAACGGGAUUAUCUCGAACGAUAACGCGCGAACAGGUGACGUCGCUGAAGCAGCAGAUGAAGGUGUUGCGCGAGAAGAGCAGUCUCGUUUGCAUAGGGACCGAUUCCGUAGGACCGCAGAGAAAUCCUUUCCCUAUCGUGUCGCUCGCGCCUGGAAAGUCUCGCUUCCUGACGAACGCUACGCAAAUCUUCGGCCGAAGAGGAGGAUCCAGCGUUUACGGCGCGGCGCGAGAGCCGCCCGCUUCUGUACAGCUUACCGCGCUGCUACGGCAGAUUCAAACCUUCCACAAGCAGCUGCAGCUGGUAUCGUAACGUCGGGAAGAACGAGAGAGACUGCGGAGGAGUCGAUCCGCCGCCAAAAGUUAAUUUCGUCAGUUCAACAACAUGUCGAUAAUAGCGCCGGAAUUUUCUUUACUUGCGGUAUAGAGUGGUAUAGAGUGAAGUCACGCCUGAAGCGUGACUAAUUCACCUGUUCAAUAUCGCCCACGAAUAUCGUUCGCGGAGAAUGUUAUCAGCAAAGCUUGAAAUAAUGUAAGAGUUACACUAUUUGGACGUAUUUAUUUGAUCUCCGAAUCUAUCAAGCAUAUUUCAAGGUGGACGGUUUUUUUUUUUUUUAACGGAUCUGCGAAGUACUCGUCGAAAUUUUGCGCGGCUGGUUUUUUGCAAAAUGGUAGGAGGCUUUUUCGUUCACCCAAACUACAAGUAUAUGACAGAUGUCUUACUUAAUAACGGACACCCUGUAUAUAUUCUGAAUAUACGCGAUAGCGCGUACCCAGACGAAUCCUUGAUGCAUUCGUACAGAGAAAAAUGAAACCGUAAUACUCACUUCAACUUUGUCCGAUAACAUUUUUCCCUGUCAAUAUCUCUGAGAGAUGCUCACCUGUCGCGCUUUGCGCGCCUCGCACUGUACGAUGGCGGACGUCAAGAUCGAGAUACGAUUUCCUCGAACGCGUUUCGAGAACGCAGACACCGACGUACAACGGAAGCAUUCGCGUUCUCGAGAGAAAUUCUCGGAAGAUACAUUUUUUUAAUUAACGUCACCUGUGUUCCGGAAACGGUGUCGAGGGGAGAAGUGGUGUCGGCCUUCGUGACAUCGACGUCAUCGUGCAGCAGGCUCUCUCACCGCUCCUUUCGUGCCCGAUCGUUGCGCUUAGCGCUUCAUUGGAUUCUUCAACGAGCUCAAGUCGCGGAUAGAUCUCGGCGGAGGAGGGCAUGCCGAGUCGUUUCUUCCUCUCUCUCUCUCUCUCUCUUUCUCUCUCUCUGUUCCGCAUAGAUACGGUGGAUUCGCACAUUCACUUCUCACGACCGCCGCCGGGGAUCGAUUUGGACAUAAGGUGUGCUGACGAAAUAAACGAACAUUUCUUCUAGCAGAUCAUACUCCAUUUUAUUUCGAUUCUGCGUGCUACCUCAUAUAAUGUGUGUAAUAUUCGUUCGUAUGCAUGUGUACGAUUGUAUGUAUCUAUGUAUGCGCAGCUGCCUGUAUUUAUACAUAUAAUGUGUAUAUGUAUAUA